UCCUGUGAACCGGGGACCUCACCGUCUGCAACCUGAUUGACAAACAUCACCAACGCCCAUGCACUUGAAAUAUAGGAAAUGAAUCGAGCUACCAGAAGAGUCUCUUUUUCCCGAUAAUUGAGAGGAGAUCUAGCCCACGGCCAGCUGCACCACUUCUGCUCUUUGUGCGUCCGCUCCCCCUGUUUGAUAGCGCAGCAGGCAAAGGCCGAUUGUUCUCUUUGCGGCUCGUGAGUUGAGAGUGAAACAGCUCUGACAGUCUAUUGUAUAGCCUAAUAGCUAUUGGAGUGAGAGACUGUUCGCCCCUUCAUCUGCUUCUCUUCGACGAUCUGCCCCUCCGUCCUGCUGACUCCUCUUCACUCUGUGUCCAUCCAAAAUGGCAACGAAAAUCGAUAAAGACGCUUGCAGAGAAGCUUACAACCAAGUCAGGGACGAUAACACAGAGAUAAAUUGGGCGUCGUUUAUAUACGAGGGCUCUAUGAUCGUAUCUGGGGGACAAGGCACCGACUAUGAGGAAUUCAAGAGUCAGUGCAAAGAUGAUGUCCGUCUCUAUGGCUUCGUGAGGAUCACGACGGGGGACGCCAUGAGCAAGCGGGCCAAGUUCACCCUGAUCACGUGGAUCGGAGAGAACGUCAGCGGACUGCAGCGGGCCAAGAUCAGCACAGACAAGACGCUGGUCAAGGACAUCGUGCAGAACUUUGCCAAGGAGUUCAUGAUCAGUGACAUCCGGGAGCUGGACGAGAACUACAUCCGCACUGAGCUGAAGAAAGCCGGCGGUGCCAACUAUGACGCCCAGGCCGAGUAGCGAGUCUGGGGGGUCCCCAGGCAGCGGUGUUUGGGUGGGGGGGGGGGUUAGGAGAGGAAGUUGAAAGUAAAGGGGAAUGAUGCAUGGGGAGCUAAAGGUAGUGUGGACUUUGGUAGGACAUCAGGGAGAGAGAAAGAGAGAGCGGGAAUAAACAACUUCUGAAUGGACAACACACAGACACACAGACACACAGACACAAACACACAAACAUUAAAGUGGAGGGGCAAAACAAUGUUGCUUUUUUUGGUACUACACAUACUGUAUAUGCAUGUUGCAAAAAGACACACUGACAUACAUUGAUACAAACACAUCAAACAUAAUGCCAACCAAACAAGAACCCUCUCCCCUGUAGCCUGUAUGCCCUGUCUUAGUUAUUAUGUCAUGGUCGCUCAUCUACUGUGCAGUGCAUCAUCAUCUCACAUGUCAUCAUCUCAACCUGUGCUGUAGAGGAGCUAAAGAACCACUUGGCAACAUUGACAACGACACUAUCUGAACAUCACUCUUUACCACAACUAGACUCGGAUAACAACAACAAAUGGAGGUCUCCUCUGAAUUCUAUAUUUUAUUGGCCUUUAGUAUUACAAAAUUUGGAACAUGAGCACACCGUGAAUGAUUUAUUUUGGUGCAACAAUCCACCUCAAUGCGGCUUAGAACCUAAUGAUGAUCAUUACUAUGGAUGAUAAAUUAGUUUUUUCUUUUCGGGGCCAACAUUCAUACAUGUGGUGCAAGUAGAAGCGUAUACCUUCCUAAUUGUUCGAUAAAAGUGGGCGCAAAAAGAGUUAACAGUAAUGAAUGUGGUGGAAUGUCAUCUUGCACUUGCACUUGCACAGGAUUUGCAUCUUGCUAGGUAGCCCUUUGGUGACUCGUGAAAUCCCACCAAGGCAGUAAUGUAUGGAUAACAGCCUAACGAAUUGUUGCAGUUACAUUUUGUUGCAAUGUUGUAUUUUUAUUUUUUACAUUAAACUAGACCUUUUAUGGCUGUUUGGUUUUUAAAUGCAACUCCUUGUCCUCCCAAGUCUCUUAUGUUUGAUUUGAUUUUCAUGUCUUGAGUUUUUUAACAAGAGCAAUGUUAACAAUAGUCACGAGGCGCUCCUGUUCUGUGACAGGAACUGGAAAGGAAGCACAUGAGAUUCUAGGCCACUGAUGGGCUAUCAUUUCCCAUGGAGGUUCAGGAGUUUAUUUUAGGCUUUUCAUUCCAUCAAAUAACUAUACCCAAUGAAUCCACCGAAUAAUGGAGGAUUUAAACACUGAAACUGGAAGGUGUAGAUACGGGUUUGUAAAUGGAAGGCACGAUAGCACACAAACAAUUGCUCCCUUUUUUCAGUUCAGUUUGAGCAUGUACAGCCUUAUUACCUACCUAACGGGCAUAGAAUGUGAAAACAGAAAUCGUACAGAUAUUUACCCCCAAAUUACAGAACAACAUUGGCAUUGUAAUCUAUCUAAGAUAUGGUUGAAUUCUUCUGGUACUAGAUAUUCAUGAGUAUGAGCUUUUUGAAGUUAAACAAACAGACAGACAGAAAAAGUCUUUGUCCUGAUAGCCCCUUUGGACCCUCCACCUAUUUGAGGUAUCAUGCAUAUUGUAACCCAAUGUGCUGAAUGCCUUAAUCUCCCAUGGAGAGAGGGGCAUCAUGGGAGUUUGUGGACAUUACACUGUGAUUGGUUGUACUCCAUUUUUAGGGUUUAUAUUGACCCAUACCUUACUUGGUAGAGCAGCCAUGUUGAAAUGUCAUCCUACCCCUCAAGCAGCCAUUUAUUGGUUGUAGUAAAUUGUUUUGAACCAUCCUAAAUGAAAUAUCGUAUUUUCUUUUUUUUCUCUUGUACUGUUCUGAAUUUGUCUUUUGAGAUGAGUUUUAUUUUCUCUUAAGAGAUGUACCUUUGAUAUCAACGUAAGAGCCAUGUUAUCUUGGUAAUUGGAAGAAAAUAUAAUACAAAAAAAACAAGAAUAACAGGAAAGGAAAUGUAACGGGAACAAUCAUUUCAAAAUUAAAGCUGUUUUUUUCCUAAAUUUGUUGUCUGUUUU
Molecule: messenger RNA, 2822 nt
Organism: Gadus chalcogrammus (walleye pollock)
Lineage: Eukaryota; Metazoa; Chordata; Actinopteri; Gadiformes; Gadidae
Gene: cotl1
Product: coactosin-like F-actin binding protein 1
Exons: 4
Coding region: 374-802 (142 amino acids)
Biological process (GO): regulation of actin filament polymerization
Cellular component (GO): cortical actin cytoskeleton; plasma membrane; site of polarized growth
Molecular function (GO): actin filament binding
Source: RefSeq, a predicted model, not a curated record